Messenger RNA from Iphiclides podalirius (scarce swallowtail), 390 nucleotides. The record is from the annotation of a GenBank genome assembly. Lineage: Eukaryota; Metazoa; Arthropoda; Insecta; Lepidoptera; Papilionidae.
AUGGCUGAGACUGAAGCAGCAGUUAACCCGAAGGCUUACCCAUUAGCUGAUGCGGCAUUGACAGCUAAGAUUUUAAACUUGGUGCAACAGGCCGCUAACUACAAGCAGCUACGGAAGGGUGCCAAUGAGGCCACAAAAACUUUAAAUCGAGGUUUAUCGGAAUUCAUUAUUAUGGCAGCUGAUGCAGAACCCUUGGAAAUUGUUUUACACAUUCCAAUACUUUGUGAGGAUAAGAAUGUGCCAUAUGUGUUUGUGAGGUCUAAGCAGGCUUUGGGACGAGCUUGCGGUGUAUCACGUCCCAUAGUGUCAUGCUCCAUUACAAUCAACGAAGGCUCACAAUUAAAGCCUCAGAUUCAAAGCAUUCAACAAGAGAUAGAGAGACUCUUAGUG